Cynoglossus semilaevis (tongue sole) is the source of this 1308-nucleotide messenger RNA. RefSeq names its product tweety family member 1 (gene ttyh1). NCBI's taxonomy places the organism in Eukaryota, Metazoa, Chordata, Actinopteri, Pleuronectiformes, Cynoglossidae. Gene Ontology annotation, molecular function: volume-sensitive chloride channel activity; intracellularly calcium-gated chloride channel activity. The transcript has 7 exons. The record is from RefSeq and is a predicted model, not a curated record. Gene Ontology annotation, cellular component: smooth endoplasmic reticulum membrane; plasma membrane. The coding region runs from base 122 to 1231 and encodes 369 amino acids.
UUCAGGAGAGUGGAGCGCUGAUGGCUGGCAGGAUUUACCCUCUGUGAGUGGGUAGAUAUUUCACGGACACUGGGGGAGAGGAUUCAGGAGGAGAGGGAGACAACGACCGACCGAGGACAAAAUGGCCGCCAUGGCAACGGUGCCCAGCUACACUGCCUCACUGUGGGUAAGACUGUGUCACUCCAUCCCCCGGCUGGACCUCAGCCUCCAGAUGAGGGACAACACCUUCGUCCCUGACAGCUGGGAGUAUCAGCAGACUCUGCUGGUUCUGUCCAGUCUGUCUGCCGUCGCUCUCGUGAUCUCACUGCUGGUGGUGUUGUCCUUCCUCAUACACUACUGCUGCUGCCACCGUGGUGACCGGGGCGAGGGGUCAGAGGAGGACGAGGACGACGAAGACGGCAGCACGGGUCACGGAUAUGCCGGGAAGAAGGGGAGGGGCAUCUGCUGUGUCACCUGGGUGGCUGUGGCGGCUGUCACACUGUGCUGCGUUGCCAUAGGCAUCGGUUUCUAUGGCAACAGCGAAGCUAAUGAUGGAAUGUAUCAGUUGACCUCGUCUCUUCUCACGGCCAAUUAUACGCUAGCUUCCAUCGAUCUGCUGAUUUCAGACACCGUCUCUGGGCUGCAGCUGUCCAUUUCUGGGCCGCUGGCCACAAUGGAGGAGCUGUUUACCGGCAGCAAACCCUUCGUGGUCUCCACCCGUAACUGCCGCAGGUUGUCUGAGAACGUGGUGAACCUCCUCUCCUCCAUCUCCUUGGUCCAGUCCAGUGUUGGUGCCAGGCUGGAGAAUGACAGCCUGGUCAGUGGGGCGUCCAUCGUUCCACUGACCCCUGCCCCCCCCUCUGUGGCUCCUACAGCGGUGCCUACCGGCGGUCUACUGUCCAGCCCGUUCUCACCAGGCUGGGCUGCCAACAUACUGAUGGUCCAUGAAGACUACAGGUGGCUGUCGUAUUUGCUGCUGCUGCUCCUCAACCUCAUCGUGUGUCUGUUCAUUCUGCUUGGACUGGCCAGACAGGCCCGCUGGCUGCUCAUCCUGAUGACGGUUCUGGCCUGGAUGGCCCUGUUCCUCAGCUGGGGGUCCCUGGGUUUGGAGACGGCCACCGUGACGGUGAGUAAGAGAGAGAGAGAGAGAGAGAGAGAGAGAGAGAGAGCGUCCCCUGUAGGAGGUCUUGAUAAUGGCAGUCUACAGUCUGUGUUCUGUGAUCGUUCUCCCAGGGCAGGAAAAUGGGAUUAAAGAUUCACCGUGUGUGUGUGUGUGUGUGUGUGUUGGGGUCUGUCCUGUGUGAACUCUGUCCCCUCGUUAAUAAAGUA